UCUAGGGUUUCUCAAUUCUAGGGCUCCUCGGCGAGAGCGCGAUCUUGCACCAUGGCGACCGCGUCCGUGGCCUUCAAAUCCCGCGAGGAUCACCGCAAGCAGAUGGAGCUGGAGGAGGCGCGCAAGGCAGGGCUAGCUCCGGCAGAGGUAGACGAAGAUGGGAAGGAGAUCAAUCCCCACAUCCCGCAGUACAUGUCCUCGGCGCCGUGGUACCUCAACGCGGAGCGCCCCAGUCUCAAGCAUCAGCGUAAGUGGAAAUCCGACCCUAACUACACCAAGGCCUGGUACGAGCGCGGAGCAAAGGUCUUCCAGGCCACCAAAUUCCGAAAGGGGGCUUGCCAGAACUGCGGUGCGAUAACGCACGAUGUCAAGAGCUGCAUGGACAGGCCCCGGAAGAUCCAGGCGAAGUGGUCCAACUUACACAUCGCCCCGGACGAGAAAGUGGAGUCUUUCGAGCUGGACUACGAUGGGAAGAGGGAUCGCUGGAACGGCUACGACCCGCAGACGUUCUCGAUGGUGAUAAACUACUGGGAGCAGAAGGACGAGGCGCGCAACAAGUACCAGAAGGAGCAGCAGCUCAAGAAGCUGGAGCAGAAGCAAAACAAUCCGGAUGAGAAAGAGAAAGUUGGCGACAGCGACGAGUCGGACAGCGACGAGGAGGCGGAGGUGGACGAGGCCAAGGUGGACGAGAGCAAGCAGAUGGACUUCGCAAAGGUGGAGAAGCGAGUGCGCACCACCGGAGGAGGCAGCACUGGAACUGUGAGAAACCUGCGUAUCAGGGAGGACGUUGCCAAGUAUCUCCUCAACUUGGACGUGAACUCGGCCUACUACGAUCCCAAGACGCGGUCGAUGCGAGAGGAUCCCCUUCCGGACAGCGAUCCAAACGAGAAGUUCUACAUGGGCGACAACCAGAACCGGGCCAGCGGCCAGGCGCAGGACUUCAAGCAGCUCAACAUCCACGCGUGGGAGGCUUACGAGAAGGGGCAGGACAUCCAUCUCCAGGCGGCUCCAUCGCAGGCGGAGCUGCUCCACCGGGACUUCAAAGUCAAGAAGGAGAAGCUCAAGGGGCAGCUCAAGGAGGACAUAAUGGAGAAGUAUGGGAAUGCCGCGGCCACGGACAAGCUCCCGGCGGAGCUCCUGCUCGGACAGACGGAGAGACAGGUGGAGUACGAUCGAGCGGGGCGGAUGAUCAAGGGGCAGGAGAAGGCUGUCCCGAAGAGCAAGUACGAGGAGGACGUGUUCAUAAACAACCACACCACGGUGUGGGGGUCCUUCUGGAGGGAUCACCAGUGGGGAUACAAGUGCUGCCGGCAGUUCAUCAGGAACAGCUACUGCACCGGCCAGGCGGGGAUCGACGCGGCGGAGGCGUCGGCGGAGCUGAUGCGAGCGAAUAUGGAGAUGAAGGAGGCCGUCCAGGAGAAAGCUCCGGUGAUUGAGGAGAAGAACUUGGCGAGCUGGGGGGGAGAGGUCGCGGAGGACGUUGUGCUUGACAGGAAGAAGCUCAAGGAGGCGCUCAAGAGGGAGGACGAGCGGCUGCGCGAGGAGAAGGACGAGCGCAAGAGGAAGUAUAAUGUGACUUACAGCGACGAGGUGACGGCCGAGGAUAUGGAGGCGUACAAGAUGAAGAAGGUCCACUUUGAUGAUCCCAUGAGGGAUUUCUUGGGCAAAUAGAAAUUAAAACUGUAGAUAAGCUUGCAGUUAUAAAACUAUAAUCUCUGAAGCUCUGUAUUUUAAUUGUGAUGCAAGAAAUGGUCAGAAAUGGUUGUGCAAGAGUUAA
Selaginella moellendorffii is the source of this 1777-nucleotide messenger RNA. RefSeq names its product pre-mRNA-splicing factor SLU7. Gene Ontology annotation, molecular function: pre-mRNA 3'-splice site binding. The coding region runs from base 52 to 1671 and encodes 539 amino acids. NCBI's taxonomy places the organism in Eukaryota, Viridiplantae, Streptophyta, Lycopodiopsida, Selaginellales, Selaginellaceae. The record is from RefSeq and is a predicted model, not a curated record. Gene Ontology annotation, cellular component: spliceosomal complex. The transcript has a single exon. Gene Ontology annotation, biological process: mRNA splicing, via spliceosome.